Messenger RNA from Cooperia oncophora, 969 nucleotides. The record is from the annotation of a GenBank genome assembly. Lineage: Eukaryota; Metazoa; Nematoda; Chromadorea; Rhabditida; Trichostrongylidae.
AUGACAUCUGGUACGUUACGGGUGGAGGAGAACAGUACUGACGACGGCAUACGGCUACUUAUACCCCGCACGAUCCAAGCGGAAAGGAAUCUAAAUUUCUUCGUACAUGGGAGAACUUUUCUGUCAUUGUUACCCCAUUGCAACUCCAGUGGUUACGAGCAUAGAUAUAACGUGAAAUUAGCCACCCUUACUGUGACAGAUCACAAAGAUCGAGGGCUUCCAGCAGGUCGGCCACUUGCUCAGUGCAUUAUCUAUUUUGAACAAUUACAGCUUUUCUAUAGCGGAACAAUGACAGCGAACGACGUGUUAGAGAUGAGUGAGGUGAUUCGGAACCUAGGUUUCACCCGCGCACCACGGUCACAGAUGAGGCACAAUACACUUCUGUCGGACGCUCAUCGCAAAGACUUGGGAGCGGAAGGCGGGGGGCUUGUAGAAGUGGGCACUCAUUUCAUGGCAUUAGACAACAAGAGAGUUGCUGCUUUGCAACCUGCUGUUAAUAAGGCUGUUGGAAAUCUGCUGAAGGAGGAACAACUCGAGGCAUCUGAGCAUCGCUUUGCCAAAGUCCUAACCUUCUUGAGAGCCAAGGGACAAAGUGCUGUGGCCGACUAUCUCACAGAGGACUACUUAGUUUUGUUUGCGAGAUCUAAAAACAGUGACAUUCAGUACAAGGCUGUUGGAAAUCUGCUGAAGGAGGAACAACUCGAGGCAUCUGAGCAUCGCUUUGCCAAAGUCCUAACCUUCUUGAGAGCCAAGGGACAAAGUGCUGUGGCCGACUAUCUCACAGAGGACUACUUACAUAUUGAUGUAAAAGGUCUAGGCAAAACUGAGUCAUGGGCCUCCUCCGUGAAUAAAGGAACAGUCAUGGAUACAAUCAUGAUCAGCAAACGAUCGCACCGAAUGAUCAAAGACGGUGUCCUCUACAGGAACGCAAACUGUCGCCUUGACUGCCUGAUGGGAUCACUGAUCUGA